Messenger RNA from Poecilia reticulata (guppy), 6156 nucleotides. The record is from RefSeq and is a predicted model, not a curated record. Lineage: Eukaryota; Metazoa; Chordata; Actinopteri; Cyprinodontiformes; Poeciliidae.
AAGCGCUCUGCCUCCGGGCCAGCUUGACAAUGACGSCAGGAAUGGCGGCUAUGAUUACUAGAGGAAGGAGCCCCAAGACCCUGAAACUUUACUUCUAACGGCCCAGCCGAGGAGUCUACCUCGGGCCGGGAUCGGAACCACCAUCCUGUCGCAGAUCCGGGGGAGAAGAAGUCCUGUACCUCGAGAUCAACGCGGCUGAUGCCCACAUCGAGGAGGCGGACGCACUUUGCUAGUUUAGCCUUCUGUUCGAGCCGCUGACUUUGAUUCAAGGUAGCCGUGUUAGCGGUUGGCCACUUUGGCUUGGCUGCCCAACAAGUUAACUAACUGUGUGAAAGCUAUCAUCGGCUGGGUAGCCGUGCAGGGGUCAGCGUCGUUUACCAGGAUACAAUAYUAGGGACGCUCGCGGAGCACAGUUUUACUGCUAACCUCACCGUUAGCCGACUUGGGAUCCUGAAGUCUCAUCCGUUUUCGGAUCCUGCCCCAGCCAUUGGCUAAGGGGGCUAAUCAACGGCCAGCUAGUCCGCUUUCCUGCUUCACUCGGUGCGACGAUGGAAAGCUUAACGCUGAGUGAUGUCGAGCAGAAAUACUACUCGGAUCUUUUCGUCUACUGCGACACGGACAACACCAAAAAAGUGGCUUCUAAUGGGAGAGUUCUUGACCUUUUCCGGGCGGCCCAGCUCCCCAGUGAAGUUGUCCUGCAGAGCCAGUUCUACAUCGCGUUGAAGCUCAUCGCCAUCGCCCAGUCUGGGCUGCCGCUCAGGGUGGAAAGCCUCAAUUCAGUCAAAGAUCUGCCGCUGCCCAGGUUCGUGGUGGGGAAGAACGAGGCAGAAGCGAGGCACGCUGCCCUGUACCAGGACGCAGACAGCCAAGGCUUGUACCCGGCGCCCGGAACUGCUUUAAUACCCAGACCGCCGGGCCGGGGUCAGCAGAACAAGAAAGGCCCCCCUUCCUCCACUUCACUUCCUGCCCACGAGGUCAUCCAGCCCCUGGCGCCCAGCAUAGAUGCUCAGCCCGAACCGACAUCCCCAGUCAUCUCCCCGCACCAGUCCCCCCCCACGUCCCCUCACUCUUGGAGAAAGCACAAACGGCAACACAGCGGAGGGAACGCAGACAGGCAACAAGUGGUGGCUGCAACCGGAGCUGUGUGGACGCAGUUCAGAGAACCACAAACAGGGCCAGKGACCGGUGAUGGCAUGUGGUCGUCUCACUCGCCCCCUCCUCCGCUUCCCCCAAGCCAGGAAAGCUGGGUCAGUUUCACAGCAGACACCCCGCCCUCCAGCACGCUCCCAGCAAUGCACCCGUCAUCGGUCCAGGAAAGCACAACGAUACGAACCGUGGCCUCGGCUGCGACGACCAACGAGAUCCAGCGACAGUCCAGCUGCUACGACGAUCCCUGGAAAAUCACAGACGAGCAGAGACAGUAUUACAUCAACCAGUUCAAAACCAUUCAACCGGACCUCACUGGCUUAAUACCUGGUUCAGCCGCGAAAGAGUUUUUCACUAAAUCAAAGCUACCGAUUUUAGAGCUGUCACAUAUUUGGGAACUGUCGGACUUCGAUAAAGACGGAGCUCUGACCCUGGACGAGUUCUGCGCGGCCUUUCACCUCGUCGUGGCCAGAAAAAACGGCUACGACCUUCCAGAGAAACUUCCAGAAAGCCUCAUGCCGAAGCUGAUUGAUCUGGACGACUCAGCAGAAGUUCCUGAGCCGGCGGCUGAAGUCGGGUACUCGGCUUCGCCGGUGGAGGUGACCCCCAACAAAUCGCCCUCCAUGCCUUCGCUCAACCAGGCCUGGCCAGAGAUGAACCAGAGCAGCGAGCAGUGGGAGACGUUUAGCGAGCGCUCCUCCAGCUCACAAACUCUGACCCAAUUUGACUCUAACAUUGCACCAGCUGACCCUGACACGGCCAUCGUUCACCCAGUUCCCAUCCGGAUGACUCCCAGUAAGAUUCACAUGCAGGAGAUGGAGCUGAAGAGGACGGGCAGCGAUCAUAACCAUCCUACCAGUCCGCUGCUGGCAAAACCCCCAGAACUGUCCGAAGAAACCAAACUGCCUCCUUCCAUGAAGUUUGUGGCUGCCAACACCGUCGGUGAUGGUUACAGCAGCUCCGACUCGUUCACGUCAGAUCAGGAGCCAAUCACCAGGCAAAGGUCUCAGUCCGGUGCGUCUCCAGAGGCGCUGAAGGUCGUAGCCCCGCCCCCUCCGCCUCCUCGCCCCCAGCAGUCCCACUCUCGCUCGUCGUCUUUGGACAUGAAUCGCACCUUCGCUGCCCCGGCGGCACCAGGCCAGCCCCAGCCGUCUGCGAUAGCGUUUCCUCCUGCGGUGCCGCCUCGACCGCUGCCCACACAGUCGUCGGUACCGCUCACUGGGCAUCGUGUGGAGGCAGAGGGUGUCCCUGCAGGGGGCGCUGUUCUCACCACCACCUCCCCGCAGCAGAUUCCUCAGCAACCCAACUUCGCCGACUUCAGCCAGUUUCAGGCGUUUGCUGCGUCUGAGCAGCCGUCCAGCCUGCCGGACAUUGACAAGCACAGCGAGGCGGGACAGGCGGACAAGAUAUCAGAGGGAGCCGGCCCUUUAAGAACAGUGAAAAGUGACGGCCCAGCAGAUGAGAGAACGUCGGCUACAGUCAACUCUGCCAAGGGUUCGUCGGGCCCUCUGGCUCCGCCACCAAAGCCCGUUCGGCGGCGGUUGAAGUCUGAGGACGAGCUCCGACCCGAAGACGAGCAGAUCGGACCCCAGAAAGCCGGCGCCAUCGCUGCGCCCCUCACCUCUCAGCCCUCCAUCCCCAGAUCGGUUGGAAAGGACAAAAAGGCGAUUCAAGCUUCCAUCAGAAGGAACAAGGAGACAAACACAGUACUGGCUCGACUCAACAGUGAACUACAGCAACAACUGAAGGAUCUGCUGGAGGAGAGGAUAUCCCUGGAAGUGCAGCUGGAGCAGCUCCGGCCUUUCUCCCACCUCUAGCCGAACACGCGGAGCAGAACUCGGCCGUAGCUCCGCGGCGCUCUCCUUCCCUGCGCUCCUCUCGCCCUCCGUCGUCAUUUCCCCGGUCGGAGGCCGCCGGGCGUCCCGUUAAACGAAACCCUCUCCCUCUGAUCUGUCGCACACUCUUACCAACAAACGGAGAAGAGAGGAGCAGAUUUCACCACCCGGCACUUUUCACAUCUUUUUUUUUUUUUACUUUUGUUUGUUUUUCUGAAGAGGAUGACGAAAAAAACGCCGAAACGUGAAGACGAAACACCUGGUUUCUGACGAUGGAGAAGCCGUCUUCAGAAACAAAUCGUUGUGUUGGUGUGACUGGUUUUGUUUUUGUUCCUCUAAAAGCAGCUUAAUUAGAGGCUCGCACCAGUAAGUCCCAAUUGCAGUUUAAAAUUUGGUUAAUUUAAGGAAACAAAAACAUUUGUUUACUUUUUGAGGAAAACGGUAAAAAAUAAAUAAAUCUGGGUCAGUAAUGUUCAGAAAUAGUUUAAAAUCUGAUCAGUUUUUAUUCUAAAUACGUAAUAAAACUUUGACCAAAGAAAAAAUUUAAAUURGAGUAAGGUUCUGUGGAAACACCAUAAGCAGUUAAUAUCUUACCGUGGGUAGAUAACUCUCUUGGCGUCGUCAUUUAGCAUAAAUCUGGAUUAGCUACUGGACAGUUUAAGAACUAAAAACUUUAAAAUGAUAUUCUUAUUUCCUUUUACCAGUUGUCAGGUUUACAUUUGACGGUUAUUUACACAGAAACGGGUGUUAAUUCACAAAACAAAUCCAUGUUGGAGGUGGUGCGCCACCAAUAGUCUUCCUAUGUGAAACACGCUCUGAAAAUGCAACAGGUAAUUUAUUACUGGUCAGAGAAACUGUAAGUAAGCUCCAUAAACAGCAAGAUAUUAUAUCAGUUUGAGUUGAUGCAGUUUUAUUUUAGGUAACAAAAUGAACCAGAAAUGCUUUACAUGUUCUGUUCUCGGGGAAGAUAAUAGGGGACGGACUGCCUCCAACAUCAAUUUUCUACUUGACAAAUUUAAAGGUUCAGAAAAUAGUUUUUAAUAAAACAUUGACUUCAGCUCCAGCUAAUCUGCAUUAGCUUUAAUGCUAGGGUAACUAAAUAAAGACGGAGAGAGUCAGCUGCAGCCUGUAAGAUAUAAAAUACUCACAUUGUUUUAACUGAACUUCACUUCAAAAAACCCGAAAMAAUUAUUUUAAACACACCUGCUGUAGAUUUAGGCAGAAUUAAAAGAGAACUGACUGUUUUUAAAUAUCUACCAGCUGCAAUAAAGACUGAAAAUUGGACCGCCCAAAGUUUCUCUUGGUGCUUUUUCAUCAAAUUGACAAAUUGUGGCGCUGGCAGCUUUGUAUUUGAUUUAUAAGAACCGAAUAAAAUGUUUCCCAAGUGAGCUGGUUUCAACGACGGCAUGUCAGGGUCACUGUAGACGGAACAAAAAGAGGAGUGAAUUUCCACCAAGGAAUCUCAGAAAACUUCUAGAAAAGCAGAAAAGUUUGAAUUUGCUUGGAAAGAAAACCUGAAAGAUUGACGUUAAUCUCAGAAAUUUUCUAGAAAAAACGUGGAAAUUUCUAAGUUUCGAAAGUCAAUAAUGGAGUUUUGAAACAGAACAUUUCCAAAAAUCACAAAUUUCAAAUUUUUUUCCAUCAGAAAUUUCCAGGUUUUUUUCUAGGAAAUUUCUGACAUCUCAAAAUUUGAGGUUUUUUUCAGCAAGUUUCCAACUUUUUUUUUUUCUUUACUCCUGUAUUUUUCUAUCUGCAGCGGCGCUGAAACACUUUUGUAAAUUUGAGAGGAAAGCUGCGUCUCAUCCUGUGAUUAUGAAUUCAGUCCUUCCUGCUGCUGCCAGUCAGCUCUACGUAUAUAGAUCUAUGUGUGUGUGUGUGUGUGUGUGUGUGUGUGUGUUUUCAGGUUUGUUGUGACUGAAUGCUUCGACUCUUGAAGACUGAACUGUUUGCUCCUUCACUUCUGGUUUGAAGACGAAAACUGCACAUCCUCUUCUUUUUUCAUACUCUGUUUUCCAUCUAAAACAUUUCAGCUUUUUUAUUGUUUUUCUCCUCAAGCUGCAGGUUUGUGGGAAGUCGUUUAUAACAGGACCAGACGUUCUGUUUUGAAGAUUUUUUAUUUUAUUUUUUGGUUCAUGAAGAAACGCGUUCGCAGAUCUGAUUGGGAGUUGACUCGUGUUUGUAAAAUAAAGACGUAAAGUAAAAAUGAGCUGUUUUCCAGUCGGGCGAAGCACCGCUAUGCAACUAUGUGCGAAUCAUUUCCACAGAGCGACUUUAGCUGUUUGUUCUCCGGUCGUAGCAGCUGUGUGACCCGGUUUGUAUCGUAGCUCUUCCAGAACUCCAUCUGCUGUAUGUUUGUGGUAUUUGUCUGCCUUUUUCUGUUGGUACUGAUGAGCUUCCUUCCUCACUGUGUUCCUCGGCUCCAGAGGAGGAUUAAUUUUAUUUUUAUCUGCGAAAUGUGACCCUUUCCUGGUGGAGACCAGUCGGCCAUAUGGGAGACCUGAACGACCAAAAUGCACUUUGAACUCAUCCACUUGUUGCGUCCGUGUUUGAUUUAUUUCUAACCAGCUUCUUCUUGUCUUUUUUUUUUUUUUUACUUGGAAACUUGGAGCAUCUUGAAAUGUCUCAUUUUCUGAAUGUUUUGUAGGUGAAGCAUUGUUUUCUAAAGCCUUACUCGCCCUGAUUGGAUUGGUGUUCAGGUUUCCAUAGCGACUGAACUCUCGUUCUUUUUUUGUUUUUUCCUCCUGCUGUUGUGGAUGAUGGUGUAUUUCUCGUGUGUGUUUGUGCGCGCGCAUCGUUUGGAAACCGGAUUAAAAACCUCCCAGGAAUAUUUAAUGUUUGCUCGCACAACGGCUCCCUCCUCGUUCAACCCAAAAACAAAAUAAAAAAAGGCAAUCCAGACAGGCAGAAGCAAUCGGUCUCAUAUAAAGUCUGUGAACUUUCAGAUGCCAUUUUCUCCCCAGAUCUGUGUUGUAUAUUGUAUAUGAUACACACUUUUGGACUCACAUGUAAAUUUGCAUUAACUGCUGGCUAACAGCGGAAGAAUAUUCUAUUUAAUUCCUUCUCUCUUGGCUGUGGGAUCCUAGAUGUUUAACUGCAUGGAUGUACUGUAUCUCUGCAGAAUUAACUAGCAGCUGUGUGAUUUUUACACAAAAAUAAAAAACGGCACAAUAUUUUA